Molecule: messenger RNA, 5277 nt
Organism: Pecten maximus
Lineage: Eukaryota; Metazoa; Mollusca; Bivalvia; Pectinida; Pectinidae
Exons: 3
Coding region: 18-1223 (401 amino acids)
Source: RefSeq, a predicted model, not a curated record
ACUGAAACCAGGAAGCAAUGCAACGUCAAAGUGCUUUGCGCGAUAUUCAGAAUGAAUUUAAGAAGAUCAUUGGCAAAGAGGCAAACAAAUGCGAGCUGAUGCAUUUGGAAAUAUUCCACUGUAACCCGGAAGGCAGCUUUAAGUCGGCAACUUUCAGGAUGCCGCUUUUCGGGAUAUCAGAACCCGUGCCUUCUGACCCGCCAACACCAUGGAACAGUUUCAUAUUUCAAUUCGAAGAUGUAUUCAAUUUUAAGAAUUUGGAACUAUUGAUAAACGUUGAAAAUUCCGACGACAGUAGAUCUAAAGUCGACCCCGACCUGUUGUCAGCAUACAACUUGUUAGUUGAUUACAUUGCAGGCAAAGAAGCACAUGAUGUUUGCUUAUCAAAAAUUUGCAAAUCCAUGGACGGAAGCCUGCCUUCGUCAUCUUCAGAGACUGAUAUAGCCUAUGCUUUAGCUGUUCAUUUAUUUAUGCCACUGACUGGUGGGUCCUGUGUCCUAGAUAACCACUCCAGAUCUUGGCCAAAGAGUUGUCCAGGCGGCUGCAAAGGAGAAGUACAGAAAGGACCGACAGGUGUUGGUGCUGUUCAAAUUUGGCAUGGUUUUGCUGAUAUUUUGAUCAGUCAGAAGAUUCCUCUAAAGAUUUGGAAAGAUGUUCCUGAAGUUCUUGCAGAUGAGCAAAAUGAAGACACUGGAGAAGAUUCAGAUAGUGCAGCUGAAGAUGCAUCACUACCCAUAUGCUCAAUGUAUUCUUUGAAUGUUGAAGUAGCAAUGAAGCAACCACUUUGCCAGUUAAUAGCACAAACAAUUACCAACAGUUUUGCACAGGUCAACGAGAACAAACAGCUCUCGCAAUUUCUCGUUCCAUCUUUUGGUUGUUCCAAUAAUCAGAUUGUGAUUUUUGGAUAUGACUGUGAAAAUGACGUUCUUGUGAAAAAGAUUGAUCCAAUUGUACUUUGGAGAGAGGCAGAUAAUGUCUGGCAUCUUUCAAUUUCUGCUAUUGUUCAAAUUUGGAUGUACAUAUAUUUCCCACUUUUGAUGUUGCCAUCCUUAGCAAAAAGGUAUGACAACAAUAUUCAAUCAAAUUUUCACAAGUGUCACACUAUCAAAUUUUUUCGUAAGUAUUCAAAAUGCCACACAAAAGGGUUUUCACAUGAUGGAGGUGCCAAACUUCUCCGUGCACAGUUUAUGAUUCCAAAAAAAAAAAUGAAAACUAAUCAGUAAUAAACUUUUCCUUGCACCUGUAACAUUCAGUUUGUUGGAUGAAUAUAUACCAGGUGAAGAAUCAGAAGUGAUAUUCUAUAAGAUUCUUUUGUUCCUGCAGAAUGCAAUAUUCUGUCAAAUUCUAUCUAAAGAGUCCUUGGGUAAAACAAAUAAUGAUGCGUCUUUGGCCAGUAGGACAUGACCCUUUAGAUGAAAUAGAACAAAUUCUGCUUGGAUGAAUAUUUUAGAUUAAUCUUUUGGGGUAAAAGUAAGAAUAUAAGCAUAGUAAUUAGAAAUGUUUUGUUGAAGUGAAACCUCAGACAUCAAAGUGAGAAAUAUAGGCCUCUUUUCUAUGUUCAUCAAGGUAUUUUGUCAAAAAAUUUAGAUUGAUCGAGAGUUUGAAAUACCUAUCUUUAGGUGGAAAAUGUAACAAUAUAAUAGUGAGUGAAAUGUUUUGUGGUGAAAGCUGAAAUAUCCAGGUGGAUACAGAACUCCGGUGUAGUUGCAUUGGCUGCUAUGGAAUAUUUCAAUUGAUUGAAAUAAACUAUAUGCUUGUUCUCCAUCCCCAACUGGAGAUUGAUAUGCAAAUUGACAGUAAUUAAGAAAAAAAAACUUCUCAAAACCCAGAUAUGAUAGAAUCAGUUAUUCUUAAUGAAUUGAAGGAUCAUGUGCUAAAAUGAUCAAAAUGUGUAGAAUCAGCAAUUGUAGAAUCAAAUGAUCUUAUGGUUAGAAAAAUUCAAGGUGCUUUAUCAAAAUUGUUAAUUUUAUGUCCCCAGGAUAUACUCCAUUAGAGGGAGUAAAGAUUAGGACAGUUUAAUAAGCUACUUUCAAUUUUAUCUGAUGAUGGUGGGCUAUUCAAUUCGCCCUGUGUCUGUGGUCCGUCCCUCAAUCCCUCCAUAAACAAUUCUUGUUAUUGCUAUAUCUCAGAAAGUACUGAAGGGAUCUUUCUAAAAUUUCAUAUGUAGGUUCCCUUUGGUUCCUUAUUAUGCUAUUGCAUUUUCGGACCAGUCAGAAAACAACAUGGCCGACAGGCAGCCAUCUUUGAUUUGCAAACAGCCAUUAUCGCUAAAUCUCAAAUUUCAUAUAUAGGUUUCCCUUGUUUGAAAAGUAUUGGAGAGAUGUUUCUCAAUUUACACAGAUUAGUAAGAGGAAGGGAAAAAUAAAGAGAUCAAUCAGACACGGAACCUAUAAAGAUCAUUCAAUGGUGGGCGCCAAGAUCCCUCUGGGAUCUCUUGUUUCUAGACACAAACUAUUAACUUCAACCUUGCAGUCUUUAUUAAUUAUGUAACAUGUACAUUUUAUGUAUAUUAUCAGUAUUAUUUACUAAUGCUUGUAUGUUUUUGAGUCCAGUGAAGAAGAUUGUGGAAAUCCGGUACUGGAAUAAACAGAACUUAACAUUUUGAUAAGCACAGACUUAACAAAGUCCUUGUGAUUACAUUUGAAAACUCUUUGUAACUUCAUGUUUACAUAUACCUUACAUUUUAAUUUAUAAUGCGAUAAGACGUAUGCUAAAUAUGUUUCUGAAAAUUAGAUGGUUUGUUAAACAUACAUACGUAUGUGUACAUGUCCCUGACAAAACUGAAAAGUCGGACAGCGUCAUCAUUAUAUAUAUCCUGAAAGUCUUGACAUCACGUCCACAUCCAGGUGGCAAUGAAAAAAGUUUGUCAGAAUAAAAUUACAAAAUAUGGAAAUAUAUAACAUAGACACCAAUAUUAUCUACUCACGUUUUCAAUUCUCCUGCCUAUCAAAAAAAAUUUCAUGAACGAUGUCAAAAGCAUAAAUACUACACUCGUUCGAUUAAUGGUGAAAAGACCUAUUGUAUUUUGUUUUGUUUCUUCUUAUUCUUAUUAUUCUUCUGGAAAUAAUGACCAAUGUCUAUAGUAUGUAACAAAGGCCAAAAUAUGAAGAUGUUUAAGAAACCUUUUAAAAGUAGGUCACAAAAUCCAAUAUGGCCACCAUGAUGUCAUGCCUGAAAAGUUUAAAAUAUCCAUAACUCAAAAGGUAUUCAUUAAACUAAGGUUAUGUAAUUAUAUUUAUGGAGAUAUUGUCGCCAAAUUCUUAAAUUUUUGAUUUCUAUUUUUUUUUUACAUAGAUUGAUGCUGUAUGUCAUUCUGUUGAUUAUGAUGUGUUUGGUUUUUUAGGUCAUCUGACCUGAGUCAUCGUUCUCCGUCCGUCGUCAUCUGCCGUAAGCUUGUGUCGUAGGCCAUCACGAUAUUACUUUCAAAACGCUACUCCUCAUUUACUUUAAAGUGGAUUACUACCAAGUUUGGUAUGAAAUAUGAUGGGGGAGUGCAAACAUUUUAGGUAAAUGAGGCUGGUCUGACCCCUAGGGCCCGAUUGGCGGGGCCCCAGAAGGGGAACUUUGGUGAAUUUUUGCUUUAAAACCAAGUUUGAUCACCACUUUUCGCAGAUGUUAUUUGGCCCCUUGAUUAACGCAAAAUGCAAUUUUUGGAUGUUUCUGUGCAAUAACAGCAUCAAAUAUUAUCAGAUUUUCUUGAAACAACAUUAAAUGCCUAAAUGGCUGUGCUGAGUUUGAUUACCACUUUUCGCAAAUGUUAUUUGGCAGAGUACUGUCUCCUUGAUUAAUGAAAAAUGUCAUUUUUUGCAAAACACUCCUCUCAAUAACUGGUGGAAAUAUUAUCCAGCUCUUCAAACGAUAUACAUGGACUUGGCCAAGUUCAAUAGCUGUGGUAACCUCAGAUCUAAUUGUGUCAACAGCAUGAAAGUUACAUGUUCCAACCAAACCUAAAAAGACUUCACUUACAAUAUGAUUCCCCCCUCACGAAAGGCGUAAAGAGUGGGAUAUAAUUUCUACCAGCUAGCUUGUUACCAAUGUUAAUUCAACAAACCCUCCUGCCAAAACAAUUUCUUGGUUUUCUCCAAGGACACAAAGACCAUUAACUUCUGAGUAGUUGCAAAGAAACUCAUUGAGAGCCAUGUUAUUUGAUGGGUUUCUUAAAAAUUUCUUGUAGUUUGGAACAUUUCUGGUACCUAGGGACUUGAUAUUACAUCUGUAGCAUGCUGGGGUGAAGGGCUACCAAGUUUGUUCAAAUGGAUGACCUUGACCUACAUUCAAGGUUACAGGGGGUCAAAUAUGCUAAAAUUUUAGUACAUCUUCUCAUUAACCAAGAAGCCUAGAAACCUGAUAUUGGGCAUAUAGCAUGCUGGGAUAUGACCAUGAUCUUGACCUUCAUUAACCGUCACCAGGCUCAAAUAUGCUAAACAAAUCCUUUAAACGUCUUCUGGAGGACCAACACACAUAGAAACAAUAUAUUUUGCCUGUAGCACGCUGGAGUUAACAAAUUGACCUCAUAUUCAAGGUCAGAGGAAUCAAAUCUACCAAAUAUUCCAAAAUUAAGGUGACUGUUAAGGCCCAUGGGCCUCUUGUAUUUCAGUUCAACCAUCAUUUUCUGGUCCCUUACAUAUAAUCAGUCAUUAAGAAAAGUAGGUUGUUCUUUGUUCUACGGUGGGUAGGGGUUGGCAAAUUUUUUUUGCCUUCUUUCUGCACUACUACCAAAGAUGUACAGAUAAUUGUACUGUAGCAUGCUGAGAUAAAUUAUUAAAAUGUUGAAAAUGAAUUACCUUGACUCAAGUUUGCAACGGUCAAAUGUGUUUGAUAAUCAAGAUGCUGAUAUAGCCAGGGAACUAAUACUUUGCUUGUAACAUACUGGGAUGAAGGACUUCCAUUUCAAGGUCAGAGGGAUCAAAUAGAUUUAAAAAAAAAUCAAAUACAUGUAAAUAGAGGGGAAAAAUUAACCAGGAUAGGUUAUACUAAUGUGUCUUGUUAAGUUUGCAGGUGAGUGAUAUAGGCCCAUUAGACAUACAUGGUGUAAACUGUUACAGCUAUAUUAUAAUUGUAUAUAUGUAUAAAAAAUAUUCUAAUGAAAUUCUUUUAAAUGCAUUAUCACUUAGUUCUUUAGCAAGUAAUUAAAAGCAAGUUAUACAAAUGAAUUUUUUUCAUCAUCUAUUGUUGCUAUAUUCAUGUUGAAGGAUAUAUCUGUCACUUACAUGUAUGAUGAAUUGAAAAAUUAAUGGAUAUUUGCAAAGAGGAAUAAAAAGAACUUGUAUCCAGUUU